CUGCUUGCUCACUGACAUCCAAGGACUCUCCUCAGUAAAGAGGACAGGUCUAUAUUCCACUAAGGAAAAUCCACCCAACAGAUCACAAAUUUGAAACUAAAGAAAUGGAGUUCAGGGCUUUGCUUCUACUGACCCUGCUGGGAUUCAUGCUUGUAGAGCCAGGAUUUGGACAGAGAGCUGACAUGGACUUCAAUGAGUGGAUGACGGCUAAUCAGGAGUUUAUAAAGAAUUUAGAGGUCAACCUGAAAAAUGUAGAGCAAUGCAAGACUGAUGUUGAAGCUCUAGACGCCAGGCUCAAUGCAACUGUGGACGAACUGGAGAGACAGAAAGCUGAAAUGGACAAAAUGAAGACAGAGAAUGAAGACCUGAAAGCCAGGCUGAAUGAGACAGAGAAAGAAAUUGAUGCACUGAAACAAAGUAGUGGUAAAGCUGCUCCUCAGAUUGCAUUCUCAGCCUCUUUGGCAAACUCUGGUGAGAUUUACAGCGGACCCUCCACAGACAAGACUCUGGUUUUCAAAAGGGUCUUCUCAAACAUCGGCAAUGGCUACAGUGCAAACUCAGGCAUCUUCACAGCACCAGUGAAUGGUCUCUACUACUUCAGCUUCAGCACUUAUGGCUACAAUACGCACACAAUGGGGGCAAUGUUGAUGAAGAAUAGUGUCCGUCAAAUUUCGACCUAUGAGAGCCCCACGGCAGACGGCUCUGACAGCAGCAGUAACGCAGCUGUUCUGCAGCUGGCCGUCGGUGAUAACGUGCACGUGGAACUGUGGGAUGAUGGCAGAGUGUACGAUAACCUGAAUGGCCACACGACCUUCAGUGGUUUUCUCCUCUUUCCUCUGUAGAUGAUCAGACACAAUCUAUUUACAUUCUGCUUCUAUCAAUAGAAGAGAUGCAACCAUAGGGGCAUGUGUUUUGCUUACAGCCUGAUGCAUGCUGAUGUGAAAAUCCAGCAAAUACUCUCAUCGUGAUUCAUGUUACCUUCACAAUUACCUAAAUAAAAUGUCAGUCUUA
Molecule: messenger RNA, 1011 nt
Organism: Amphiprion ocellaris (clown anemonefish)
Lineage: Eukaryota; Metazoa; Chordata; Actinopteri; Pomacentridae
Product: complement C1q-like protein 4
Exons: 4
Coding region: 105-842 (245 amino acids)
Molecular function (GO): protein binding
Source: RefSeq, a predicted model, not a curated record